AAGGCGCCGUUGCUGUGCCGUGUUAGCAACAACUGGGCAGACUUCCCAGCCGAAACUCCCCGUUACACACACAUUACACAGCUCCACGGGUUCUGUCCACAGCUAGAGCUGAGCCAACAUGCCUCCGAAGAAACCCGCUCCGGCCACGGGAAAUAAAAAAACUCAAGAGAAGAAAAAGGAGAAGAUUAUUGAGGACAAGACAUUUGGCUUGAAGAACAAAAAAGGGGCCAAACAGCAGAAGUUCAUCAAGAACGUCACUCAGCAAGUCAAAUAUGGACAGCAAAGCGCCAGACAGGUUGCUCAGGCUGAAGCAGACAAGACGAAUAAGAAGGCUGACAAAAAGAAGGAGCUGGACGAGCUCAACGAGCUUUUUAAACCCGUAGUCGCUGCCCAGAAAGUCAGCAAAGGUGUCGAUCCAAAGUCGGUGCUGUGUGCGUUCUUUAAACAAGGCCACUGCGCUAAAGGAGACAAGUGCAAGUUCAGCCACGACUUGUCCAUGGAGAGGAAAUGUGAGAAGAGAAGCGUCUACGUGGACGAAAGAGAUGAAGACCUGGAGAAAGACACUAUGGAGAACUGGGACGAGAAGAAGCUGGAAGAGGUGGUCAACAAAAAACACGGAGAGGCUGAGAAGAAGAAAGCCAAAACAGCAAUCGUGUGUAAGUACUUCCUGGAGGCCAUAGAGAAUAAUAAGUACGGCUGGUUCUGGGUGUGUCCUGCGGGGGGCGACACCUGCAUCUACCGACACGCUCUGCCGCCAGGAUUCGUGCUGAAAAAGGACAAGAAGAAGGAGGAGAAGGAGGAGGAGAUCUCGCUGGAGGAGCUGAUAGAGAACGAGCGAUCGGCUUUGGGUGCAAACGUGACUCGGAUCACUCUGGAGACUUUCCUGGCCUGGAAGAAGAGGAAAAGGCAGGAAAAGGUGGACAAAGCGAGGGAGGAGAUGGAGAAGAAGAAGGCCGACUUCAAGGCUGGAAAGUCGCUAGUGGUGAGCGGCCGCGAGGUGUUCGAGUUCCGUCCGGAGCUGGUGGACGACGACGACGACGAGGCCGACGACACCCGAUACGCCAACGAAGAGGACGAGAGCGACGAAGAGGAGAUCAGUACGACAGAAAUCCAGGACAUAGACUUAUCCCGCUUUGUUCCACAAGAGGUCGACAACACGGGCAUCACCGUAGCAUCGAUGGACCGGUUCGCCUCCAGGGGCACGACGGAGACGACGGGAACGGACAACGACGAGCAGCUGAACGGAGCUUGCGGCGGCGCCGAGGCUAACGGGCUUUCGGGAGCCGAGGGCGGCAGCGAGGACGGCGGAGGGGAGGACGAAGAGGAGGAGGAGGAGGAGGUACCGGUGGAUGAAAACCUGUUCACGGGAGAAGACCUGGAGGAACUCGACGAGGAACUCAACACACUGGUGCUGGAAGACUGAGGAGGAGGUUAGGACGGACUAAGUGACAAAGGGACGGACUGACGGAUGCAUGGAGCUGCAAACACCAGAGACCAGACGUCUGAAUGAUUCAGAGACUCCAGUAACAAAGCCUGAUUACAUCACUUCCUGUCUGCCCCUCCGUUCUGUGUCGCCCCCUCAUCAUUCUGUACUUUAAAUUUCCGAGGCCGAUUAGAGGUUUAAAAUCCACAUGAAUGUUUCCAUUGACAGAAUCUGGCUGCUGUUGUUGUGCACUUUCUGUUGCUUGACAAACUCGCUGGCUUUUAUUGAAAUUUCUUCUAAAUAAAUUAGGCUUCCAGUGCUUCUCUACCGGAUUAAAUAUUGAAUAGACACCGUGAGGGAUCUAAAAUAAAGCACUCUACCUGUUGAGACAUUUCAAUGGAUUUAUUUUUAUUUUAAAGCGACGUUUUGAGCUGAAGUUGCUCAAAGUGGGGAAACAAACCGUGAUUCUGCUCUCAUGCCAAAAUUAAAGUUUGAAGAUGCACUUUGAUCUACUGGAGAUUGUUUUUUUCCUUCCGGCUGAUGUCAUGCAGCUGAGCUCAUCGCUAAACCCUAAAUUGUGGACGUUUCUCUGUGAGGGAACGGUCCAGACUCCUGAAACGUCGGCCCAAUCUCUGACACCAGAUUUGUGCCCAUUGCCAGCCCGGUAUUGUAAAUAAAAUGUUCUCAUGAGUUGCCUCCUAACAAAAUAAAAUCUCUGUACAUCCAG
Molecule: messenger RNA, 2150 nt
Organism: Stegastes partitus (bicolor damselfish)
Lineage: Eukaryota; Metazoa; Chordata; Actinopteri; Pomacentridae
Gene: zc3h15
Product: zinc finger CCCH-type containing 15
Exons: 11
Coding region: 119-1423 (434 amino acids)
Biological process (GO): cytoplasmic translation
Cellular component (GO): cytosol
Molecular function (GO): metal ion binding; mRNA binding
Source: RefSeq, a predicted model, not a curated record